AUCAAUUUUUGAAAAAUGUAAUUAUUUUCCUUUUUUUCUUGAUUAAAAUUUUAAUGAAAAACGUAUAAAAUAAGUAAUGGCUCUUCGGAAAAAAAGUGAUAGUGGUUCGAAGCGAAUAUUAAAAGAGAAGGUUGUCCAGAUAUACGAACGAUUCUUUCAAGGUGAAGAUGUAUUGCAAGAUAACCCGAAUUUCUGGGACGAAUUAUUCCUCCUCAAACCCAACAUCGCUCAUCUCGAAGCUGAAGUACAGAAACUGAACGGUGAACAGAUUUUGCAAUUGAAACCACAUAUCAAUCGAUUUUUCGCCGAGUGUAUUAAAACAUUAAGUCAUGAGCAUCAUAUUCGAAUACUGUACGCGUUACAGACGUUGUCGGCGUUGACGUCUAGUAUGUACAAAAAAAGCUACGGAGAUUGUGGAUUCGAUAUAAUAAAUAUAUUGAUGGGAUUCGACAUCGCAGAAAAACGUAUGCAUCAGCUUUUAAAUCACUGUAAUGAUUUUCUAGUCGGUGAUUGGCCUAACAGUCUGAAGUCAAUUUGUCUUAAAUUAUUAUUGAUCAUUGUUACCGGAACCGAUAAUGUUAGUCAAAACACACUGCUCGAAUAUUUAAUGAUGGAUAGUAUACUGGAUACGUUGAUGAAGCUGCUCUGUAAUUCGAAUACCAGACUGAAAUUUGGAUACGAUGUGAUAAUGUUGUUGACAUUGCUCGUAAAUUAUAGGAAAUACGAAUCUGCCAACCCAUACGUGGUUAAACUGUCCAUAUUGGAUAAUGAAUUAGCUUUGAACGGUUAUGGUUUGGUAAUAACCCAUUCUCUGGCAAAGUUUUGUCAACAAUUUGCUCUCCAUCAACAGGAACCACAAUCUGUGAAAUGGUUCACAUCUCUGACUAGUAUCGUUGGUAAUAUUUUUGUUUCCGAAGAUGACAAUACGCGUUCUCAACAAAUCCGAGCCAAUACCGGUAUACUUUUGGCACUGUACGAAAUAGUUCAUUUAAAUCGUAACUUCGUUACGGUACUUGCUCAUACGCAAAACGACAUCGGAGUCGAAUCUGCCUUGAUUGAUAAAUCUGAAACUAACCCACCGUCCACUGAUGCUGCAGUCGUUCCUACCGAAGCAUCAUCAUCUUCAGAACCUCUCAAUUUAUUAAUCACUGUCUUCCAAUACUGCUCAAUUGUGAUGCAAGAUACGAAAUCAGAAGAAAGCAAUAAUAACGUAAAACUGUGUUUUAUUAUAUUAACGUGUAUUACUGAAGAUCAGUAUGCGAAUUCACUGAUGCAUGAUUUACAUUUAUUGUACAAAGUUCAGCUUUUCCGAAUGCCAAUGAGGCAUCGUCAAGUCACUCAGGAGAAAUCUUCGCAGCCUUUAGCUGCUACUUUGUUAGAUUUAUUGACUGAAUUUAUGAUGAGUCACAUGAUGAAAAGGCUUCCCCUUGAACUGUAUUUACAGUGCGUGGGUAUCGUUCAUCGAUUAAUAUGUUACCAAAAGAAAUGCACCAUAAGGAUUAAUUAUAAUUGGAAAGAAUUAUGGGAAGCGUUGAUUAUGCUUUUAAAGUUUCUGCUAACCAAUGAGAAUCAUUUGUCCAAAAAAAUCAAUAUCUUCAAUUUAGCAUUACAGGUUAUUAAUAUUUUUAAUUUAUUCAUCACAUAUGGCGACACGUUCCUGGCAUCACCUAGAAGCUACGAUUUAUUAUAUUACGAGAUUAUCAGAAUGCAUAUGGUAUUCGAAAAUUUAUACACGUUAGCUUUUAAAUAUUCAUCGAUUGACGGCGAUUUGAAAGAUAGCAUUUCCAAGCUGAUCAGUAGCCUAAUAAACGUUAGAGCAAUAAUAAAUCAUUUUUCUCCAAAAAUUGAAAAAUGGAUGGGAGAACAUUCGUAUUCUACACCUACUGAAGAUGAAAUAUUGGAAAUUUUACGUAAAAAUUACGAUUCGUUAACGUUGAAACUUCUCGAUAGUCUGGAUCAGUACGAGAGAUACUCGGAAAAACCAUAUCAUACAUCGUUCUUUACUUCUUUGGUCCGUAAUGUAGUUAUUGACACAAAACAGAAUAUCGAUUAUAUCAAUCUUGAUUUGCAAACUGUUCUCAAAGAGUUUUCUUCCAUUUCCUGAACUAUGUUUUUAUUUGUUUAUUGUAAUGUUUUACUGCUGUAAUUUAUCUAUAAUUGGAGUUUUUCAUUUGAGCCAAAAAUAUAUUUUUAUAAUGUU
Messenger RNA from Planococcus citri (citrus mealybug), 2200 nucleotides. RefSeq names its product armadillo-like helical domain-containing protein 3. The transcript has 15 exons. Lineage: Eukaryota; Metazoa; Arthropoda; Insecta; Hemiptera; Pseudococcidae. The coding region runs from base 77 to 2104 and encodes 675 amino acids. Gene Ontology annotation, cellular component: cytosol. The record is from RefSeq and is a predicted model, not a curated record.